CAGAUGUCUGAGGGCUGGUCCUAAAGAAUACACUCACACACACAAGUCAAACGGAUAUAAAUAGUACAGGUUAAUUAGUUAGGUAAGUAAUUUGAGCCAGGGCCUGGCAGUUAGAAUUUGAUCCACAGACAGGUAACUCAAGAAUUAGCCAUUGUCACCGUGUUCAGACCGAUAUAAAUCGCACCUGGACAGACACGCACUCACCACUCAGCCUUACUUCUUUUGACUCACCUGCUGGGAGAAAACUUCACUGAGGACCAUGUCACUCUCAUCUAUCCUUUCCGCUGAUGCCAUCGACAGUGCGCUCAAGGACUGUCAAGCACCAGACUCCUUCAGUCCCAAGAAAUUCUUCCAGCUGUGUGGUAUGACAAAGAAAAGCCCUCAGGAUGUAAAAAAUAUCUUUAACAUCCUAGACAACGAUGCCAGUGGAUUCAUUGAGGAGGACGAACUCAAGUUUUUCUUGCAGCGGUUCUCACCUGGUGCUCGUGUACUGACUGAUAAAGAGACGAAGGCUUUCCUGGCAGCAGCUGAUGAUGACAGUGAUGGCAAGAUUGGAGUAGAUGAAUUCCAGGCGAUGGUUCUGUCCUGAAUGAUACGCCUUUCAGAUCUCUCCCCUCUCUUGUCCUCGGAUUUCAUUUCAAUUCAGCUGACUUACCACUUGAUACACAGGUCAUUUUCCUCUAUGGGACCCCCUGGUCAAUAGAGUCCACACACACUCACACACACACACACACACACACACACACACACACACACACACACACACACACACACACACA
Myxocyprinus asiaticus (Chinese sucker) is the source of this 779-nucleotide messenger RNA. RefSeq names its product parvalbumin 8 (gene pvalb8). The transcript is spliced from 5 exons. Gene Ontology annotation, molecular function: calcium ion binding. The coding region runs from base 260 to 589 and encodes 109 amino acids. Gene Ontology annotation, cellular component: cytoplasm; nucleus. NCBI's taxonomy places the organism in Eukaryota, Metazoa, Chordata, Actinopteri, Cypriniformes, Catostomidae. The record is from RefSeq and is a predicted model, not a curated record.